UUUAUGGUUUGACUAUGAAUUCAUCUUGAAAAAAAGAAACACUUCCUGUGGGACUGAUUGUGUGUUGGUGUGUGAAUGUUCACUAGAGACAGAGAGUCAAAGAGAGAACCACCAGCUCCCAUUUACAUUUUUCUGACUUUCUGAAAAGACAGUUUGUUGUAAAUCAUAUCCUUUUAGAGACUUUUACAGAUUUGACCCAAACAUCGAAAACAUCAAGAAACAGAUAGUAAGGUUAUAUAGGAUGGCUGUUCAGGCUGUGCUCAUCGUCCUCCUCAUGUUUGCAACCACAGUGAAGACUGUAACAGGACAAGCAACAUUCUUCAAAAAAGACGUCACACUUACCUGUCCUCAAGAUGGAACCUGGCAUAUGGAAGAUACUAAAGUGCAAGAUACAGGAUAUUCAUUCACAUUCCCAUAUGAAAGCCAAGUCAAAUACAGAUGUGAAUAUGCUAAAGGGGAUGACAGUACAACAACCAUGAAAUAUUAUUUCUAUGUCAAAGGAAAGGCUUGUGAUAACUGCUUUGAACUGGAUGCCGUGUUCUUCCUCGUGAUCAUCUUUAUGGAUAUAAUCGGGACCGUUGUUGUGAUGAUGAUAAUCUACAGGUGCGCCAAAAAGAAAAGCUCAGAAGUACCACCACCCUCCAUUAAACAAGCGCAUCCGAGACCAGGACACCGGGCUCCACAAGACCAAUUUUCUCACUAUGACUCACUCAACCCUAACACUCGAUCGGAAACCUACUCUACUGUUGUGAACAGUGGUAUGCUGAACAGGACCGGAUAGACACAUGUCCUCAAUUAUAAAACUCCUUAUAUACGUGUAGUGCAGGUAUAAGCAAAAUAGAUAGCGUACACCACUGGAGAAAAGUUACGUUUUGUUUUAUUUCAAGUUUCCAAUUUAUUAAAGGUGUUGCAUCAUGCAAAAAUGUAUAGAUUCCAUCUGUACAUCUUAUAUAUUAUACCAUCUUGAUGUCAUUGUAUGGCCUCAAGAAACACAAAAUCUUGAGACAUUAAACAUUGUUAUGGCUGACACAAACCUUAUCGUCCUAUUGGUAUGCACACCUUUUGUUCACUAAGGUCUACAAAAACAUUCUCAGCAAGUAUAAUUUGUGACAAAGGUGUUACACAGGAAGUUAUUGUGUUAUAUAGUACUAAUUGAAAGAAAGUACAUCUGUAUUGUGUCCGAUCUGGGAUUCAUUUUGAUUAAGUAGUAACACCGGUGUGAAGUCUGUGGUGUGCUUUUGGAAACCUAAAGUUAAAUUUAUGUCAUUCUACAACCUGGUAAAGAACAGAUUGUUUAUAUAUGCAAACCUUGGAAUGGAAAGAAGGUGGACAAGUUUCAUUUUUACCACUUUUUAGAACUGUCAGUGUUCCCAGGUUAGGGUAUUUUGAGGUUGUAGAUAUAAUGCUUCGAAUAUUCAAACUUUUUAUUGGAUUUAAUAAAAAUCACAAUUGUAUGAUCAAACUGAAUUAUAUAUGCUUUGCUUUUUCUUUUUGUUUAUAAAACUGCAUGUGGGCUAAUACUGACGUUGACUCAGGACAUUGUCACAUGAGCAGCAAGUCUUUUGUCACACAUUUUCCUCAUCUUUUUGUCUUAUUUCUGAUUUUAUUUGGAUAUUUUUAUAGUUUUAUCUGUGUUUCGGUAAUCGAAAUAAACAUGUAAAACAAAUUGUCCAA
Molecule: messenger RNA, 1674 nt
Organism: Girardinichthys multiradiatus
Lineage: Eukaryota; Metazoa; Chordata; Actinopteri; Cyprinodontiformes; Goodeidae
Product: T-cell surface glycoprotein CD3 epsilon chain-like
Exons: 5
Coding region: 242-781 (179 amino acids)
Biological process (GO): positive thymic T cell selection; cell surface receptor signaling pathway
Cellular component (GO): alpha-beta T cell receptor complex; external side of plasma membrane
Molecular function (GO): transmembrane signaling receptor activity
Source: RefSeq, a predicted model, not a curated record